GCGGCGGGCGGAGGGCGCACGCCGGGGGCGGAGCCGGGCUCACGUCUGCGUGACAGUUGUCGCGGGGGGAGGGCGAGCCCAGACUAGGGGGAGCGAGUGUAAAUAGAGCGAAGGCGGCGGCCUCCGACCCCGUCACCUCUCGGGCGCCCCGUGAGAAGCCCUGGAGGGCAUGGAAGAAGACGAGCAGGAGCAGCGGCGCAGGAAGGUGGAGGCCGGGAGGGCGAAGCUUGCUCACUUCCGACAGAGAAAAGCCAAAGGUGACUGUGCGCAUCCGAAGAAAAAGACGGCGAAGAGGAAGGGCCCGGCUGUCGAUGCGCCUGUCCAGGAGGAGGGCCCGGUAGCCCCCGAGGAUGGACUCCUGGGAAGAGGGGACGUUUGCAAAGAUGUGUCGUGCAGCGACACCCCCAAGGGAGCACAGGCAGCACAGCUGGAGGACCCCAGUGGAGAGAGGACAGGACACUCGGAGCAGCCACAGCAGAAGCUGGAUGGCAACCACUUGGAACAGCCUGAGGAUAUCACAGAGGGAUGCGAGCAAGAACGCGAGCUGGAGUGUGCAGAACUGACGAGAAGACAGAAGGAUGCCGGUGCCGGUGGCGCACAGCAGCAGGUGGCCGUGGGGCUUCAGCAGCCGACAGAGACGCAGCAGCCAGUGCCCGCGCUGGAGCUGGAGGCGCUGCGCCUGAGUCUGAGCAACUUGCACGCCGCACAGCUGGAGCGGACGCAGGCCACCCUGCAGCGGGAGAAGGAGGCCGCGCUGACCGAGCUGCGGGCCACGCUUAACGGCCGCCACGCCCAGGAGCUGGCCCUGCUGCAGAGCCGGCAGCAGCACGAUCAGGCGCUGGCCCGGGAGCAGCAUGCGCGGGAGCGCCAGGAGAUGGAGCUGCGCUGCCGUCAGGAAACAGCCGAGCUGAAGGAGAAGUUACAGUUAGAGAUGGAGAAGAACGCACGGAUGCUAGAGAACCUGAAGCAAGGAUGGGAAGCCGAGAGAGAGUUGUGCUUGGAAAACCUGCGCAGAGAAUUGUCGGCAAAGCAUCGGUUGGAGUUGGAGAAUUUGCAAGACCAGUUUAAGAACGAACUGGCAGAACAGAAAGCUGAAUUGGAGAAGAUUUUUCAAGCCAAAAAUCAGGCUGAAUGUGCGCUGAGGACUCUGGAGACCCAGCAGGACGCGGCCCUGAGGCAGCUGCGCGAGGACCUGCAGUCUGAGAGCGGUCGGCAUGUGCGGGACUUGGAGCAGAGGCUCCGCGACCAGGAGGCGGCCAAGCAGCUCGAGUUAGAGAGCCUCCGAGCGUCGUACGCCGCGCUGAAGGCCCAGUCGCAGGAAGAGAUCCGGCGCCUGUGGUCCCAGCUCGAGUCUCCGGGAUGCGACAGUCAUGACCCGAGCGCAUUCCACGACCAGCUCCCGGCCCGCACGCCUCACGGGGAGGAGCAGGAGCACCGGAGGUGGGACCGGCGGCAGCGGCAGCAGCGAGAGGAGUCUGUUCCCGAGUCUGCACAAGUCAGUGCACCCGGGCUGUCUCUAGAGGAGAGGACUGGAGAAGGGACAGCGCACCUCGAGGGACCCCGCCUUCAGCCGGAGUUGGAGGAAAACCACCGGAGCCCGUCCUCCCUGGAAGCCCGGCAGCAGGUGGGCCACGAAGGGACCCCAGUGUCGGACGGGGAGCAACGUGUGGGGCUCUCAGAAGGGCCCAGAGAAGAGCUCGCUCGGGCGCCUCUCCCGUGUGUGCCGGACAUGGCCUCGCAGGUGGAGGCCGAGGUGGCAGCCAGAGUCUUGCGCUUGGAAACUGAGCACAAGCUUAAACUCUCGCUUCUUCAGACGGAGCUCAAGGAAGAAAUCGAUGUCUUGAAACUAGAAAACGGAAGUUUACGCGAGAAGCUGCAGCAGGCGAUCAGCGAGAAGGAGCACUGGGAGAGGGUAAAAUGUGAGUUGGUUGAAGGUCACCAGGAGGAGCUGAAGAGAGCGAAGGAGAAACUGGAGCUGAUGAAGCAGGAAUCCAGAGAUCGAGAAGCAGGAUGGAAGGUGGCACGUGAAGUCCUGAAGAGAGAAGCUGAAGAGGAACGCACGCUGGCACUCCUGCAGCUCCGGGAGCAAGCCGAAGCCGAGACGCAGUCCCUGGUGACCAGGUUUGAGCUGCGGGAGCUCGAAAUGAGGCGGCUUCAGGAUCAGCAGGCCGCCCAGAUCCGGGACCUGGAGGAGUCCCUGCUGGAGCAGCAGGGCCGCCUACGGCAGCUGGAGCUCGGCCUCGCGGGGGAGGAGUGUCCGCAGUGUGGCGGGGAGCCGGGCGGCCGUCCCGCAGACCAGGGCGGGGAGCUCGCCAUGCUCCGCCUGAAGGAGGACUGUGCCCUCCAGCUGAUGCAGGCGCAGAACAGGUUCCUGAAGGAACGGAAGGAGAUCACGGAGAAGUUCGCGGCUGAGCAAGACGCGCUCCUUCGGGAGGCCCAGGAGAAGCACAGCCGCGAGCUCCAGCUGCUCCAGGAGAGACACCAGCGGCACGUGCUGUCCCUGACGGCCGAGCUGGAGGCCGUGCGCCGCGCGGAGCAGGAGGAGCUGAGAGCCUCCGUGGAGGGGGAGCAGCGGGCCCUGGCGCAGGCCCGUGAGGCCGAAUUGCAAGCCGGGCACGCGGCCGCACUCCGGGCUCUCGAGGCCAGACACUCGUCCCACCUGGACUCUCUGGAGUCGCGCCACUGGUCGGAGGUGCAGGCCCUGCGGGAGCAGCACCGCCGGGCUCUGGAGCAGCUGAGCGCAGAGCUGGAGAAGCAGCGGCAGCACAAGGACGCCUCUUGCCCCGCGGUGCCGACUGGGGAGUGGGGCCAGGAGCUCCUGCCCGCGGACGGCGGCGUCACGGCACAGACGGAAGCGGAUCCGGGGGCUGCCGGGGUCGCGCUGCUCUACCCUGCGCUGCCGGCCGGGCAGCAGGGUGAAUCUGAAGGUGAAAAGAAAGCUGCUUUGCAUGAACAGGAGGAGAUCCCUAGGCUGGAGUGUGAGCAGGCACAGUCUCCUGGCCGAAAAGAGGAGGAGUCUUUGUUUCUGCAGCUUCAGGAGAAGAAUGACCAAAUUCUACGGCUGAAAGACCAAAUUUUAUCCUUAAGUCAAGAAGUAGGCGAGUGCCAUUCUGAACUGGAGAAGCUCCAGCAAAGGCGUGAAAGGGAGAACCAGGAAGGCACAAAUCUCAUCUCGAUGCUGAAAUCCGACGUUGAUCUGUCUGACCGUGAAAGGAGGGCUCUCCGGGACGCUCUGCGGAGGCUGCUCACUUUGUUUGGAGAGACGCUGAGGGCUGCUGUCACCCUGAAGAGCCGGAUCGGUGAGCGUGUGGGGCUCUGUCUGGAGGAUGAGGGCCUACCUGACGCGCGGCCCAGUGGCCAGGCCCUGUUUGCAGCCCCAGUGCUCGAUGAGACGUGGCCUGCGUCUGAGGCAGCCCUGUUGGAGCUGGACCGAACUUUGCCCGAGUAUGCGGAGGAGUCUUCCGAGGCUGAAAUUAGCAGUCACAUCUGUGAAAGCUUUUUCAUGAGCCCAGAAAGUUCGCUGGAGUGUGAGCAGCCAGUUAGGAAGCUCUACCGGAGCCUUGGCCUGGCGGUGGAUGGCCUGCUGGAGCGGGCUCUGGACUGCACCCGGCAGCUGGAGGAAGCGCGUCAGAUCCAUUCCCGUUUUGAGAAGGAAUUCAUCUGUAAGAAUGAGGAGGUGGUUAGAAAGCACCAGGAGUUACUGGAGCGCCUGGAGGAGGCGAGCGCGGCCCGGACGCAGCUGGUGCUGGAGCUGCACCAGGCUCAGGGCAUCAUCGAAGGGUUCAAGGUGGAGAAGACCGGCCUGCAGGAGGCGCUGGGCCAGAAGGAGGCGGCCGAGCAGGGCCUCGCGGUCGAGCUGGAGAGCCUGAGGCAGCAGCUGCAGCGGGCGGCCCGGCAGCAGGCAGAGCUGGAGGAGGAGAACUCUGCCCUGUGCGCCCAGAAGGAGGCCUUGGCCGCCGAAGCCGGAGAGAGAGAAGCCGCUCUCCAGGCCAUGGGCUUACUCGUGCCGAGAGGCGAGUCCCACGAGCCGUGCUUGCUUGAGGCGGAGGGAGUUGUCGGGGGCUCGUGGUUCCCCCCACGUGGGAUGUUCUGGAAGGUCUGUGUGUGAUCGUGCCCACCUCUCCCUGCUCGGCUGCCCACCUGUACGCUUCUCUGCCCCUUUCCACUCUUUGAGCUAAGUGUCUGAGGUUGAAAACUUAACCGAGCUUUGUUCUCUCCUGAAUGUCAUUUCCACUCGGUAAGUCUUUCUCCACCUUCAGGUGUGUCUCUUGCGGAUCUCACAUUAGCGUGACUUCCGAGGAGGGGUCCCCGUCGUGUCCCGCUGUGUCUCAUGGCUGUGCCCGCAGCCUCUCCGUCCGCCUGUGCUCUUCCGGUGACCUGUUCUCUUUCCCGUGUCUCUCUGGGUGGAAGGGACCUUCCUCGGCGGCCCGGAAGCCGUGCGUCCCGUUCUCCUCAGGGCUUCGCUCCUUCCUCGUUCGGGCCACUGUCUUGUGCUCCCCAGCGCUGAGCCUGUCCCGUCUCCCCCGUUCCCGUCUCUGCCCGGUGCCCAGCCCUGCUGGUGUCCAGUAAGGCUUCAUUCACGCGUGAGACCGUGCGUGCACGUGGGCAGGCGUGUUAGCAAGCGUAUGCGUGAGCAAAAGCCUGUGAGCUGGGGUGCCCAUCUGUGUAUGUGCACCUGAGAGCAAGCCUGCAUGUGAGCCUGCAAGAGCGCGCGUGUGUGGGUGGGUGGGCAUGCACCUGUGUGAGAGAAGGCACGUGGCCGUGGGGGAGCUGGGAGCGAGCACGUGUUCUCUGUGGAUCCAGUGCCUGUGCAGGGCCCCUCCUGCUCGUUCUCAGGGGUUCCUGGCCCAGCCUCCGGGUCUGUGGGGUGGCCAGGCCCGCACCCGUCCACCGAGUUUACCCCCGUGAAUGUGUGUACUUCUAGGGUGUCAGGACUUCAGAGCCGGGGCCUGAGCUGGGGAGCAGGCUCGUGCUCCCUGCCUGAGGCCCGAGGGGCCCCAGCUCUGUGAGGUCCAUCUGCUGUGGCUCUGCUGUGCCUGGGCCUGGCUCCUCCUGCACGUUUCCCGAGGCUCUGCCCACAGCUGCCCUUCUGCGUCUCUGGUCACCCCCGCGCCCAGAGCCCUGGCACUCCUUAGCAGAAGGGAGAGUGGGGCCAGUCUUUGCACCUUCCCAUUGUCGCUCCUCUGGGACCCUCUGGGGUCCUCGGCUGGCUUUCGUCUUCCCUCGUGCCCCUGAAUUCCUCUCUGAGCUCUAUUCCUUCCCAUUCGCACAUUUGGGACUCGCAGAUGACUGCAUCGCUUAACACACUGUUCGGGGCACCUGGUGGCUCUGUCAGUGGACUCGGGGUGGUGAGACCCAGCCCCACCCUGGGCUCCAUGCACAGCGCCAAGUCUACUUUUCUCCCCCGGCCCUCCCCCUGUUCACACUCAGGCGUGUGCGUGCGCGCUUUCUUUCCUCCCUCCUCUCCAAAUACGUAAAUCUUUAUCAACAAAACGCUGCCGCCUACACAGCACCUCCUGACCGUCCCUGACCAUGCCCCCUGCCCUGGCACAGUCCAGUAUGUGGUCCUGAUUCUGCCUCGGGCCUUCCUGAAGGCUGACCCACUUCUAAGAGCUUUUGGCGGUCAGUGCACCUUGUGGAGAAGCUCAGGUCGGCCUCGCCUGUGUGCAGGCGUGUGGUGUGUUUUGUGGCUGCGCUCAGGGCCGUGCCUUCUGUCCCCUUUAACAGUCCAGAUCCUUUGGCCUCCAGGAGCUGCUGCAGCCCAAAGGCAGCUAGUCUGCCCAGGCUGCGGUCCUAGAACAGUGCGGACGGGUAGAACCGACGGACGCUGUGCCCUCGGUCCUUGAGGGUGGACGUCCACGGUAAAGGAUGAGUGCCUGCCUCUGGGCUGUGUCCCACACGCUAGAGCCCCUGGGAAGGCUCCGAUCCCAACCAUGAGGUUCGAUGUAUGGAUGUUGGGGGACACAGAUGUUCAGACCAUCGCGGUGACGUUAUGGAAAAGCGUGGCUGUUAGGGACUGCCCAGGACCACGGACGUGCCCUGGAUUCCUGCUGACUGACCGUCCGUGUCCACA
Messenger RNA from Mustela lutreola (European mink), 6073 nucleotides. It is a transcript of the gene PCNT, whose product is annotated as pericentrin. NCBI's taxonomy places the organism in Eukaryota, Metazoa, Chordata, Mammalia, Carnivora, Mustelidae. The transcript is spliced from 22 exons. Gene Ontology annotation, molecular function: molecular adaptor activity. Gene Ontology annotation, biological process: signal transduction. Bases 170 to 4108 code for a protein of 1312 amino acids. The record is from RefSeq and is a predicted model, not a curated record.